Molecule: messenger RNA, 375 nt
Organism: Mixia osmundae IAM 14324
Lineage: Eukaryota; Fungi; Basidiomycota; Mixiomycetes; Mixiales; Mixiaceae
Exons: 1
Coding region: 1-375 (124 amino acids)
Source: RefSeq, a predicted model, not a curated record
AUGCUAGAAGGCGAAUACCGCGCGCGGUACGGCGAGAUAUUAUCGUUCUGGUGGCAUCUGGCGCCCACCUGGAAUGGCCAUACAAUGAUCGCGGAUGAUAGGGCACCGAUCGCAGUAGCGACCGACGAUAGUGGCGUCGGAGACAUCGGAGCCGUAUGUGACGAGCUCACUUUGUCGGAGCUGGCGCCCAAAUCGAUCAUCAAGGAGGGCAUCAUGGCCCUCGAGAUCUACGCAGUCGUGAGAGCGUUCAGGCUCUGGGGUGUGCGCUGGCGCGGUCAGCGUGUCAUGGUUUACUGCGACAAUCAAGCCGUAAUAGCGGCGAUCAAGUCCGGUUCGAUCAAGGAUGCAGCAGUCAUGAGGCUGUUGCGCGAAUGA